Messenger RNA from Alosa alosa (allis shad), 2884 nucleotides. RefSeq names its product zinc finger E-box binding homeobox 1b (gene zeb1b). The record is from RefSeq and is a predicted model, not a curated record. Gene Ontology annotation, molecular function: RNA polymerase II cis-regulatory region sequence-specific DNA binding; DNA-binding transcription factor activity, RNA polymerase II-specific. NCBI's taxonomy places the organism in Eukaryota, Metazoa, Chordata, Actinopteri, Clupeiformes, Clupeidae. Bases 44 to 2884 code for a protein of 946 amino acids. Gene Ontology annotation, biological process: anatomical structure development; regulation of transcription by RNA polymerase II. The transcript has 10 exons.
AGGAGGUGACUCUCCGGCAGCAUUUCCACCGAGCGAAAGGAUCAUGGCGGAUGGCCCCAGGUGUAAGCGCAGAAAGCAGGCGAAUCCGCGGAGGACUAGCGUAAGUAACUACAGCGCUGUGGUGGAGGGCAGCUCGGAUUCUGAUGAUGAGGACAAGCUGCACAUCGCUGAGGAGGAAGGCAGCCUCCCCGAUGGCGAGAGCGUUGCCCCCGACGACGACCCCAAUGGAACUGUCGACCCCGAGGACAGGUGGGAUGAAGCGGUGAAGGAGGAGUGUGUGUCAGACGGAGAUGAUGAACGCAGCAGAGACGCUCUGGUGGAGGAGAUUCUGCAGUCGGGCGACACGGCCAUCAUCUACCCCGAGGCGCCCGAGGACGAGCCAUCACAGGGAACGCCAGAGAACAACGAAAAUGGCACUCCGGACGCGUUCUCCCAGCUGCUGACCUGUCCGUACUGCUCGCGGGGCUACAAGCGCUACGCCUCGCUGAAGGAGCACGUGAAGCUGCGCCACGAGAAGAGCGAGGACAACUACAGCUGCUCGCAGUGCUCCUACACCUUCAACCAGCGCGCACAGCUCGACAGACACAUGAGCGCACACAAGAACGGCCGAGACCAGCGUCAUGUGACUCAGUCUGGGGGCAACAGGAAGUUUAAGUGCACUGAAUGUGGCAAAGCCUUCAAGUACAAGCACCACCUGAAGGAGCACUUGCGCAUACACAGUGGAGAGAAGCCGUACGAGUGCUCCAACUGCAAGAAGCGCUUUUCCCACUCGGGCUCCUACAGUUCCCACAUCAGCAGCAAGAAGUGCAUCGGCCUGCUGUCCGUCAACGGCCGGUCCCGCCCCCUCGUCCCUCCGGGUCCAGACUCGUCUCCCACCGCCGUGCCCCGAACCCUCCCCGCCCGCGAGAAGCCUGCCAAGCCCGCUGUGCCACGGGAGCCAAUCUCCAUCGCCCACAUCAAAGCGGAGCCUCUGGAAAGCGAGCUGAAGCCCUCUGUGCCAACGGUGCCCGCCGGUGCCAACACCACCACCACCACCACCACGGCGGCCGCGCCGGUGCCCGCUCCGCUCCAGCUGUUGCUGCCCACCGUAGGCCUGGUAUCGCCCGUGAGCAUCAGCCUGGCGCAGCUGCAGAGCCUGCUGAAGGCGGAUCCCGCGGGGCACGUGGUGGGCAGCGCCAACGCCACCGGGCCGCUCAUCCAGACCAUCAGCCUGCCGCUGCUCGACCAGGACGGCCACGCCAAGAUCCUCAUCAACUACAGCCUGGACCCGGGGCCCGGCGCGCAGACGCACGCCAUGCUGCAGCUGAAGAAGGAGGCGGUCGCCGUGGCGACGGCGCCCCCGACGACGGCGCACAAUAACCCCGCGCACGCGCCGGUCUGCAAGCCGGAGAGAGAGGCCGAGGACCUGACGCUGAGGAAGAGGAAGAAGAGCCUGGACGAGGAAGAGCAGGAGAAAGAGGAGGAGGAAGCGACGAAGGUCGCGGAGGCGGUCGUCAACGGCGAGGAGCGGUCACCGACGGCCGGCGCGACUCCGGUCGCCACGGCGACGACCCCAGGCGAGAAGAGCCUGCAGUCGGUGCUGAAGAAGGCGACCACUGGCGCUGGAUGCAGAGCCCGGCCCGCGCGGGAGAUCGGCCGAUCGCGCAAGGGCGAUGAGGCCAAGCGGCGCACAGUACCCGCCAACACAAGCCCCUCAGGCGGCGACGCGGCCUCGCAGAGCUCCGAUGUGGACAUCUCGCCCCAGCUGACGCCGGACCCAACGCCCUCAUGUUCGCGGUCACCGUCACCCUCGCCACAAGCGCCCGCGGUCAGCCAAUCGCAGCCCAGCUCCUCCCCUCCGAGUCCCGGGGGACCCCUGAACCUGUCGGCCGACGGCCCCAUCCCGUGCCGGGGCGGCCUGGCCGACGGAGAGGGGCCCCUCGACCUCUCGCUGCCAAAGGGCGUCUCCGCGGCAACGACCCCCAACCAAGCCAGCCCGCCGGCCAUGCAAGACGAGCCGCUGAACCUCACCUGUGCCAAGAAAGAUGCCACGUCGUCCCCCAUCACCGCCGACUGUCCCUCAGUGCCCGCCGCCAUGGCCGGUCCCAUCAGCCUGGUGGCCACCCAGUUGCCCAUGUCUACCCUGGUGGCCAUCUCUGACCAGGGCGGCGCCAAGACCAUCCUCAUUCCCCAGCUGGCCUACACCUACGCCACGCCCACUGGUGACACGCUGCCCGACCAGGCCAAUCACACACAAGUGCUGCAUGUCAAUGGCAUCAAGGAGGAGAAGAUGGACGUUGGUGUGGAUGGUGUGUCGGAGGAGCAGAAUGACUCGGACUCCGGUGCGCCCAGGCGAAAGAUGCGUCGGACGGAGGGGGGUCAGUACGCCUGUGACCUGUGUGACAAGAUCUUCCAGAAGAGUAGCUCCCUACUCCGCCACAAAUAUGAACACACAGGCAAGCGUCCGCACGAGUGUGGCAUCUGCAGCAAGGCGUUCAAACACAAGCACCACCUGAUCGAGCACACGCGCCUGCACUCGGGCGGCCUACCAGUCUCGCGACCGUCGGCAAAGCGCUUCUCCCGCCAGCCUACUGCAGCAUGGUCCCGCUUCUCCUACUGCCGCAAAAGGGCCGCGCGGGAGCAACGCCCGGACGCCGGGGCGUCGCCCGGCGCCCGCGCCAGCGAGGCGGGUCGGCCCCAGCAACCCGGUCACCGAGGCACCGCCUCAGCUCAGGAGCCCACACCCACUCCAGACGUGUCCGCCAUGACAGUUGGGGAGGAGGACUAUCCUGAGAGAAAUCGAAUCAUGUCACGUUUCUCCGCCGCCGACCCCUCACACACGUGCACGUGGCGCCGCUGGAGUGAAGUGUCCGCCUGCCUGUCGGCCGAGCGCUUGUGUUUCUAG